AGACAAGCGACAGAUUGUCGAUAGAAGCAUAAAUGGCGACUACAAUACCCCAAGCACAAGCCCAGCAACAUCCUCAUUUCCCUCCCCCGCCAGGUGCUCCGCCUUCUUCACUAUACCAGCCGAAUGCGCAACGAUCGCCGUCUUUCCCACCGCCAUCGUUCAGCUACCCCCCUCCUCCUCGCGCGCAGACGUCCUCUUCCCUCUCCGAGAAGACAAGUAUCGCAGGCGCCUAUACAGCGAACGUCGGGAUAAACAAUGCGCCUCAAGCAGCUCCCAGCUAUACAGCACAGCCGGAAAUACCGUCCUCAGAGCCAUCUCCAAGCGUCGUAGAGACAGAGAGAGCCUCCGGCGGCCCUCUCCAUUUCAACCAGCUCCUAAGCUCUUCCACUGCGGACGAAAUCGGCACAUUCAACGGAGGAAGCUACCGAAUCAGCCACCGGGACACGAACUCUGUACUCACAUUGCAGCUGGCCAUGGGAUGCCCGAUCGAGGCAAGACCAGGGGCCAUGAUCGCGAUGUCCGAACUCGUAACACUUAGAGGCAGCAUGCGCUUCUCUCUGAAGAAAGUCCUCGCGGGCGGCAAGCUCUCCCUGUCCACCUAUACCGGCCCUGGCGAGGUCCUCCUUGCCCCGUCCACCCUGGGCGAUAUCAUGGUCCUCCGGCUCGCCGGCUCUGACUCGUGGAAAUGCGGCCGCGAUGUCUUCCUGGCCUCCACGAGCGGCAUCAAGAAAGAAUAUCAGACGCAGUCACUCACCAAGGGCAUGUUCUCUGGUGAAGGGUUCUUCAUCUACAAGAUGGAAGGCGUGGGCCUCAUCUGGAUUCAGAGCUUCGGGGCUAUUAUCCAGAAGGAUAUCCCCGAAGGUGAAUCGUACCUGGUCGACAACGGCCACCUGGUCGCCUGGAACUGCAAGUACAAGAUCGAACGCGUCGCCUCGGGGGGCAUCAUCUCCGGCCUGGCGGCCGGCGAGGGUUUGGCCUGUCGGUUCGCCGGGCCUGGAACGGUGUACUUGCAGACAAGAAACGUCAACGCGUUUGCUGCGCAGAUUGGGGCUAGCACUGCUAGUGGAUGAUCAAGCUACAGCUCUUGCCUGGGCGUCGUCAGGCAAAGGGUACCUAGUACGCACGAGGCCGCCUGGUCCGGAGAGAGAAAUUACGGGACUUGUUAUGAUUAUGGCUAGCAGGCGUUUGAUUAUGCAGUGUGUGCAUUUUCGGUUCCUUUCCUUUCAGAUUGUCGUCGCUUGUAUGUUGCACCUUGAUACCUUUCAACGAUCAUUUGAGCGUGGCUUGGCUUGACAUGGGGAAUUUGCUAAAGUGUGACAAUAUACUCACUUGCAUUGUAUUGAUUUUCC
Aspergillus aculeatus ATCC 16872 is the source of this 1349-nucleotide messenger RNA. Its product is annotated as AIM24 family protein. The transcript is spliced from 5 exons. The record is from RefSeq and is a predicted model, not a curated record. The coding region runs from base 33 to 1070 and encodes 345 amino acids. Lineage: Eukaryota; Fungi; Ascomycota; Eurotiomycetes; Eurotiales; Aspergillaceae.